GAGCAGAUCACUAUCUCUCCUUUAUACAAUAUUCUCUCUCCACUAUCCCUUUUCCGGCCACCGUGCACCGCCACUCUCCUCCGCAAAGUCACCGGAACACGGCGCUCAACUGAAAACUCGUGUAGCUGGUGGAAUUUAUAGGUGAAGCACGUUUGAUGGUGAAAAGACGAUGAACUACAGCUGAUCAACUAGAUAUAUAUUGAGAGAUAAGACGUACAAUGGCGGAUGUUGCAGUUGCGAAGUCAUGGAGAGACGAGCUAGCGAGUUUAGUGGAGGAUAGUGGAAUAAGGUUUGCCGGAGAAAUCUCUGCUCCGACGUAUUCUACGCCGGCGUUUGAGGAGAAGAGAUCGGUGUAUGAGUCGCCGGCGAUUGAGGAAGUUGUGGCGGAGCCGGAGAGUUUUAAGGACCAAAUCGAAGGUUUCGCGAAGGCUUGGGGAGAAAUGUUGCUGGAAUUGAUGAGAGGUUGUAGAGAUGUGGUGCAACAAAGCUUGUUAACUGAGGAAUCGUACAUUGUGCAGAAAACUAAAGGUCCUUUAGCUGAAGCUUCCAGGAGGUUGAGUGUUUUGAACGAGUUUUUGCCGGAGGAUCGUGAUCCAGUGCAUGCUUGGCCGGUGAUUUUCUUCGUCUUCAUCCUCGCCAUGUCCGCAUUGAGUGUAAAUAGUAAACAAGAAACCACAGGCAAGCUAGUGAAAGAAGUGUACAUACAUCCUCCUAGUGCUACUCGUAUAGUGCUUCCAGACGGCAGGCAUGUGGCAUACCAUGAGAUGGGAGUUCCAUCAAACAAAGCUAGAUAUUCUGUAAUUGCUCCACAUGGCUUCCUCUCUUCUCGACUUGGAGGUAUACCUGGAGUGGAAGUAUCACUUCUUGAAGAGUUUGGCAUUCGUUUGGUAACUUAUGACCUUCCAGGUUUUGGAGAGAGUGAUCCUCACCCUGAGCGGAACCUUAACUCAUCUGCUCUAGACAUGCAAUACUUGGCUAAUGCCUUAGGAGUUAAUAGUAAAUUCUGGGUUUUGGGCUACUCAAGUGGAGCAAUACAUGCUUGGGCUGCAAUGAAAUUUAUACCUGAUCGAGUUGCUGGUGUAGCUAUGUUUUCCCCAUUUAUCAACCCAUAUGAAUCAAGCAUGACCAAAGAAGAGAUGAGAGGAACUUGGAACAAGUGGACAAGGAAAAGGAAAUUGACAUACUAUUUAGCUCGAAGAUCUCCAAAAUUUCUUGAUUACUUCUAUCGCCGGACAUUUCUAUCUGGAAAGCAUGGUCAAAUUGAUAAAUACAUGUCUCUGUCGCUGGGACAAAAGGAUAAAGCGCUGAUCAGAGAACCAGCCUUUGAAGAGUUUUGGCACAGGGAUGUUGAGGAAUCAAUACGUCAGGGAAGCACGAAGCCAUUUAUAGAGGAAGCUUCACUUCAGGUGUCAAAUUGGGGGUUUAGCCUUGUGGAUCUUCAAGUGCAAGAAAAGUGUUCUGGUAAAGGGAUUCUAUCAUGGCUUAAGUUUGGUUAUGGUCAAGUGAGGUGCGAAUUGACUGGAUUUCUAGGACCAGUUCACAUAUGGCAGGGAUUGGACGAUCACGUUGUACCACACCAAAUGACCGACUAUGUAGCUAGAAUUCUGCCAAGAGUGGUGGUGCACAAGCUUCCCAACGAGGGCCACUUCUCCUAUUUCUUCUUCUGUGACGAAUGUCAUAGACAAACGUUCCUGACCAUUUUCGGAAGCCCUCAGGGGCCUCUUGAAGAGAGCAUUGAAGCUCCAACGGAAGAAGAUGGAGAACAGGAAGCUGCAAAUCUUGAUUUGGCAGCAGAAUGAGCAGAAAAGGUUUCGUCAUCACUGACUACUGAUGUAUAUACUACACGAAUGCUCCGUUUCUCCAUGAGCACAAAAGGUCAGAUGUACGAUCUGUACUAAUGAGCUCUAAAUAUUUUCAUUUUUUUGUCUUGGGUGGAUAGUGCUUUUCGGAUUUCACUACGAAUUUUAACAGCAGAAGUUAGAGUAACAGAUGAUCACAAAAUCUCUUUUUUUUUUCUCCAAGAGGGCAUAUCUUUGCCUUGUUUGUUACAAGGAUCUGUGUUUGAUGACCAAUUUGACAGAGUUGAUCGUAACAUCUCCAGUGAUGCUUAAAUUUCACUGUAUCAACAAAA
Molecule: messenger RNA, 2131 nt
Organism: Solanum pennellii
Lineage: Eukaryota; Viridiplantae; Streptophyta; Magnoliopsida; Solanales; Solanaceae
Exons: 7
Coding region: 219-1799 (526 amino acids)
Source: RefSeq, a predicted model, not a curated record